Molecule: messenger RNA, 372 nt
Organism: Puccinia triticina
Lineage: Eukaryota; Fungi; Basidiomycota; Pucciniomycetes; Pucciniales; Pucciniaceae
Exons: 3
Coding region: 1-372 (123 amino acids)
Source: RefSeq, a predicted model, not a curated record
AUGUCGUGUUUUGAAGAUAAGAAGCUAAAAAACUCAAGGGCCCAGAUACUCAAGGCAGACGUGGCUGGAUUCGCGAAACUAGAUGUCGCUGGAGAAAGCGCCGUCAGCCUCUCUGAAGCUGCUGCCUUUAUAGUCUUCCUGGGCCACCCACAAGGAAAGCUGCGACGACAGAUUUAUCCUGAAAGGGGAGGGGCGGCGGAGACCGCGCCACCGCUCCCUCGAGCAGUGACGCGGCUCCGCCGCCCAAUGGAUACGCGUAUCAUGGACUACGCUCAGAGGACAUGUACGGCGGCCGACUUGUGGGUGGCCCAGGAAGACUAUAAAGGCAGCAGCUUCAGAGAGGCUGACGGCGCUUUCUCCAGCGACAUCUAG